This is a messenger RNA of Silurus meridionalis, 8054 nucleotides long. It is a transcript of the gene lcorl, whose product is annotated as ligand dependent nuclear receptor corepressor-like. Bases 32 to 6040 code for a protein of 2002 amino acids. Gene Ontology annotation, cellular component: nucleus. Lineage: Eukaryota; Metazoa; Chordata; Actinopteri; Siluriformes; Siluridae. Gene Ontology annotation, biological process: regulation of transcription by RNA polymerase II. The transcript is spliced from 10 exons. Gene Ontology annotation, molecular function: DNA binding. The record is from RefSeq and is a predicted model, not a curated record.
GGGCGGGAGCGCGCGCGCGCGGACGGUCGGAAUGGCGACGCGGUGCUGCAGCGCGAGAUGCUCGGCUGAACGGAAAGGCUUCCGGCGCGAGCUCGACUCCUGGCGGCACAAACUCAUUCACUGCGUCGGGUUUGAGAGCAUACUGGAAGGAAUCUAUGGGCCGAGGCUGUUGCAGGAUCUCAGCAUAUUCGACAAUUGUGAGCCUGAAGCGACUGCCGAUUGGUCGACAGAUGUGCGCUGCUCCUUCUGUAACUUGCAGCUCGAAAAAAUCAGUGUAAGUGUUCAGCGAAUGACCGCUUGCCUGACUCGCCCCCAUGCCGAAACCCCCCCUCAGGGCAUCAACACCUCAGACACACUCCAGUGCCAAGCAGACCAAUUUCUGCAUGCAGUCUUACACAAGAAAGAAUUCCCUGAGAGCUGCGACCCCAUUAUUCCGUUGGCUGCGCAGGAGUUGAUGAGGAAGAUGAUUCGCCAGUUCGCUGUUGAAUAUGCGCAUAAAAUUCAAACAACUGAAAGCCAGAAUGCCAUCACACAAACAGAGCCAGAUGGACCGCUGGACCUGACGCUCAGCCGCAACACACAGUGUGCACAACAAGCAGAUGGCGUUCUCGACCUCUCAAAGAAGAACACACCGUCUCUGAACACCCUCACGCAACAAAGACUAUCAGGGAGACCGAUCAGAGACGAGCGCCUGGGCCGCAGCACUCAGUUUGCCGACGGUUUGCUCUCUAAAGCCGUGAAGGACGUUCGCUCCGGUGCGCUGGACCUUCACAAAGCUGCCAUACUAUACGGAAUACCUCAGAACACACUACGCCUCCACGCGGAUCACACACACUCCGGCACGGCGCCCCUGGCGCUCGCCAACCACAACGGAGUGACGCCGUCCCGCACAGCUCCGCACACAGGUGAGACCAAAACACCUACAUCCUGGACUCGGGCCCGGUCUGACCAAUCAGAGCGCAGCAAGCCGUCGGCGGAGAGCGCGGCGGCAGCAUCGCUGCUUCAUCGGCUGGUGUGCGAGCUACGAGACCGCAGCGGCGACGCGUGCAACACUCCAGCAGGGGGCUCUGCGCUGCUCCGCAUCCCUCAGGUGCGUCCAGGCGUAACGACUCCGCCCUCCGACCUCAGCGGCCUUGUCGAUGCCGUUUACCUCAACAGUAAGACCUCGGAUCGCGUCAAGAUCCUCCUCCCCAAACACAGCGACUGUAGCUCCACCCUCGAGUCCCGUCCCCUGCAGGGGGAUGUCCCCCCGCCGUGCGUCUGCGCCAGGAGCGCCGGCGGGAGCGCGAGCGCGGACGAAUGCGUGGAGGAGGGCGAGCGGCGCGACAAGCAGCCACGGAAGAAGCGCGGGCGCUACCGGCAGUACGACCACGAUAUCCUGGAGGAGGCUAUAGCCAUGGUGAUGGGUGGGAAGAUGACGGUGUCUAAGGCACAGAGCGUGUAUGGCGUCCCGCACAGCACGCUCGAGUACAAAGUCAAGGAGCGCAUGGGGACGCUGAAGACUCCGCCCAAAAAGAAGCCCCGCCCACCGGAACCAGGAACCUCAGGGAUAACGCUGAACGCCUCAAACGGUUUUAAACCUCAGUACUGGUUUCUGCAGGACUCAAAGUCAAACAAGACUUUUUUAAGAGAAGUAGGAAUCUGUGAGGAGCGAGAAGAAGGACAGGAGCGGAGAGUUACGGCGCUGGAGGAAGUGAUGACGUCGCUGUGCGCUCACCACAAAGUCCUGCUUUUGCACAUCCUGCAGGAAAUGGCCACGUUCUUACAAAACGAUGACCAUGAUGCGCAGAGGGAUGUGUCUGGGACGACAGGGACUCGUGGCGGACGCUGCUGUCGCACCGAUGAAUCACUGUGCGUGUCGAGUAGCCGUGUAGCAUUCGGGUGUGUGCGCCCGUGCAGACUCGAUAUGUGCGCGCUUCAAUCCAUGUGUCUGUGUGUGAACAGUUGUGGUGGCUACUCCUGCCCGGGCGUGACGCUCGGGUGUGCCAGCUGCUGCGCUCGUCCUCGGAUACUGGUGUGCCCCCACCACACGCAAAGCAAAGACAUCAGACAUGUUGCACAAACAUAUAGCUGCCACAGUCCAUCCCCUCCCACGCCGUCUCCUCCACCACUGUCCCCGAAACCGCAAGAUGCCGAAAGCAGUCAAGACAUGCCCACGUUAAACACAUACAGCCUGAAUACACAGCCUCCACCUCUCCUUUUGCACAACACACACACAGAUCAGACUGCUGAGACACACACCAAGCCUGAACACUUAAUAGAUUUAAUGGACAAGUUCACCGACACACUGAUGGAGGCAUCGGAGCGUGAGUGGAGCGUGCACACGGACAAGGGGGACAGUGUGAAAGUGUGUGACGAUGCACAAGUGACAGAGAUCAUCACUACUGUCUUACACAGCAGCAGUGAGAAGGACUACAACCUGAAGGAGCUCUUCGAACAGCACCUUGCCUCAGAGAAACGUUCCCCUCAGACACGCUUACAGAGGAGACAGGAAGUAAGGCAGGCCAUCAGCAGGCCACAUGACCAACCCGCAACACGCAGGCAGAGCCUACAGAUCAAACGAGACCUGGCACGACUUGAACCCUACAUUUCGAGGAAGAAAAGGAGAAAGACACACAUGAUUACCAAAAUUUCACACACUCAGAACCCAGACACGUCCACUUCACACAAUCAGAGCCGAGACAGGUCCAUCUCACACACUCAGAACCCAGACACGUCCAUCUCUCACACUCAGAGCCGAGACACAUCCAUCUCACACACUCAGAACCCAGACACGCCCAUCUUACACACUCAGAGCCCUGACCCGCCCAUCUCACACACUCAGAGUCCCGACACGCCCAUCUCACACACUCAGAACCCAGACACGCCCAUCUCACACACUCAGAACCCAGACACGCCCAUCUCACACACUCAGAACCCAGACACGCCCAUCUUAAAUGUGCAGAGUGUAGACACGCCCAUAUCACACACUCAGAAUCCAGACAUGCCCAUCUCACACACUCAGAAUCCAGACAGGCCCAUCUCACACACUCAGAGCCCUGACACACCCAUCUCACACACUCAGAGCCCUGACACACCCAUCUCACACACUGAGAGCCCUGACACGCCCAUCUCACACACUCAGAGCUCAGACAUGUCCAUCUCACACACUCAGACCCCCACCACGCACAUUUUACACAUUUACAGCCCAGACCCGUCCAUCUCACACACUCAGGGCCCAGACCCGUCCAUCUCACACACUCAGGGCCCAGACCCGUCCAUCUCACACACUCAGGGCCCAGACAAGUCCAUCUCACACACUCAGGGCCCAGACACGCCCAUCUCACACACACAGAGCUCAGACACGCCCAUCUCACACACACAGAGCCCAGACACGCCCAUCUCACACACACAGAGCCCAGACACGCCCAUCUCACACACACAUAGCCCAGACACGCCCAUCUCACACACUCAGCGCCCAGACACGCCCAUCUCGCACACUCAGCAUCCAGACACGCCAAUCUCACACACUCAGUGUCCAGACACGCCUAACUCAAAUGAUCAGAACCCAGAUAGGCCCAAUUUAUACCCUCAGAGGCCAGACACAGGCAAUGUACACAGUAACAGUUCAGAGAUCUGUACAGAAAAAUCGGAGCCCUGCCCUUUGAGGUCACGACGAAACAUUGUCCGUCCACAACACUUGUCUUCAUACGUCACUGAGCCGAGGAAAAUGUUUUACUCCGCCUGUCGCUCUGCUAAAACUAACAGCACCCCAACGCAUGGCACCAACACGACUGACCUCCCACCCAGUGCUGUGAUAGAACAACCCAAAUCUCCACACAUUCCAACUGUCAAGAGAAAAUUGUGUCAGGAUGAAGACGGUGAACAACCUCAUACUGAACAUGUGUUGAAAGACAAAGCAUGGAUCACAAGUCCUGUCCCUGAGGACUCCACCGACACAGACGACCUCAAGUAUGUCAGUCCCAUAAAACUCAUGUUGGUGUCAACUGUGAAAGAUGAAGAUGGUGUUAAGUACAUGCUCAGAGCUGCACAACCGCACCACGAUGAAGAAUUGUUCGAUCCCUGCAAGGAGGCUUUGUGGGCACGAAGCACAAUUAAAGAAUGGAAGGAGGAGGAAACUGUACAGACAGUAAACAAGGAGUGCACUGAAAAUCUCUCAGCAGUAGAGUCUGCUAGCGCAGAAUGCUCGCGUGACUGCAUGAAUGAAACCGAAUCGUCUUUUAAGAGGCGUCCUGGGCGGCCUAAAAAGUUAAAAGCUCCCACGGAGAAAACAGUGAAGCGUCCGAUUGGCCGACCCCGGAAAUCCAAACCGGUCGACACUGCUGCGGUUCCCAGCGAGGGCGUCGAAAAACAAGGCACAGAAGAGGUGUCGAGCAAAGAGCACAGCAAUAAAAACCUAAAGAUCACUAUUAAGUACGGGAGGAGGAAAGCACGGAGGAUGGUGUGCGAGGGACAAGUUCCUUCAGAAAGCAACGGUGCUUUUAUGCAAAGUGAAGAGAAUGCACAGUCCACGCAAGCACAGGUGUGCAUGACGAAAGAUCAGUUUAGCUUAGUAAUGCCUGUGGAAGAUAAAAAAAGCCUCACACAUUCAGUCGUAUGUCCAAAACAGAGUGACGGAGCAGUGACAAGGAGACCAGGACGACCGGCUAAGGUGAAAAUCUCAGGGAUUUCCGUUACAGUUACCACGGUUUCUCCACGACGACGAAAAAUCCACAUGAAGCGAGAUGCGAGGGACCCAGCAACACAGGGGCGACAGGAACAGCAUGAAGAGCAAGAGACAAUCACUGAGGUGACAAAAGCCUCUGUUAGACACUCAGCCAGAGAAAGAAAACCUUCUGUCCAUCUGCUGCAGUGCGUUGCGAUGUCACGUCCAACACAGUCACCCCGAUCGUGCAAACUGCUGCCGAACAAAGUUCCUCAAGCUCAGCAGCAUGACUCCAAAGAUGGCAACGACGCAGAGUCAAGCGGUUCUCCGCAGAACGACGUCCAUUUUUCAUCAGCAUCCAUCGAACCCCUCUUUGACGCGAAUCUGCGAUGGUGGCCAACCUCGGCAUCCCCCGAGAUGUUAAAGGAAGAGAUGAACAGGCGAAUGAAGGUGAUGAAAGACACAUGGGUUUCCGACGCAUCAGAUCCAACUGUAUCAGAUGAGGAGAACAGUUCUGCUUCAAGUUCCUCCGCAGUGAGGAUGCUGUUUGAGCGCGACUGUAGCAUGGGGACGCUUUGCUCCUGGUUCAUGCAGACAACCGAGACGCAGUCUCUGGCCAUUGUGAAGAAGGCCAACAACCGAAUUCCGUCGGAGGUUUUUCAGUAUAGCUCGGGCCUGACAAGAUACAGACCGAACGCGUGUUCGAAUCCACAAACAGAACGCCUCAGGAAAUGCAUCAAGAAAUUUGCCACGGUUGUCCCUAAGAGUCCGAUGAAGCUCAAGCAAGAACGACUAAAGCUUCACAGCACACAAAAUUGUUUCCCCACACGAAACAACGAUGCAGAGAAAUCCCAGCAGUUUGGGUCAUGGCGCCUUUAUAGAACUGCGCUAGGUCGAGCGAAAUCGCGAUUCAAAUCCAGGACCAAGAGCGUAGAGUAUAAAAGCCUGAACGAGCAGGACGAGAGUAGAAUUCAGCCCAAGAGUGCGUCUAGACACGAUCUACCAAACGCAGAACAGAGGGAGUCUCCCGGGCCAAACGCUUCGCAAAAGCAGAUCACUGCCAAUGCCUGGAUUGCACACACCCUGAGGGAGUGCAAAGUGUUUUUGAGGAAGUUGAACUCGGCCAACACAUGCUCGCUGUCUAAGGAGUCUGGCGACUGCACAGUGAGGUUCAGCGUAUCACCUGCUGGAGGGGGCUCAGUGCCACAUAGGAAGCAAAGGCUCAGGAAGAAAGUUCAAACGAAGACCACCUGCACAUGGCAGCAGUGUAAAGCAAACAGAAAGCGCAAGCUCUCCUGCACAAACACGUUGCACCUGUCCCCAAAACGGCAGAGGAGCAGCAGAGGAGUGAUGGCAGCCAAGUGGUCUGACUUUAUACUCGGUCCAGCCAGAUAGCAGCACUGCUCCUCACACUGUGUGCCUUUAAAAAAAAAAAAAAAAACGAUGAGCCGGGGGAAACAAGGACCCAGGAAACCCGGCGAAUGUCACAUAGCAACAAACUUUAUCAAACUUGCACUAUUUGACUGCAUUAUUUCUUGUAUUUUUCUUUUUUUUAGCGUUUUGAUUAUAUGUUCAGAGGAGCAGGUGCACUCGAUGUGAUCUCCGAACGGGUUCGAGCGAAUGCGCAGACGAUCGGAAAGAAAACUGCAUUAAUUCGUCUGAACGGAACUCUAUUUAAUUUUCAUAUUGCACUUACCUUUAAUUUUAUUUUAGAAACGUAGAUCGCAAGCAUUACUCGGCGUAGAAAAACACUCGGUCAAACAUAACGACAGCCUUUAGACCAGCUUACGAUGCUUUCUGAAUCGGCAGGGCCAGAUUUCUUCUCAAACAUGCUGCCUAGGUAGAGGGUGAAAUGCAGAGGGAGGGUGGUCAUGAAAGACACACACAGGUGUGUGUGUGAAGAUUCUGCAAGAUUCGCUUGUAGCAACUCUUAGAGAAAUAAUUAUACACAGGGUUCCUGCAUAUUUUCAUAUCAAAAUUGCAAACUCAAAUUAGCAGACGUGAUUUUUAAGACGUGUCGCAGUGUGGACUGUGUGUAAUUAAACGGAGGCUUUGAAAACCAUGGCGCAUUUUUAGUUGUUGCCACGAUGUUUCUAAGAUCCGGAAACUAAAUAAACGGCAGGUGGAAGUUACGCGUUUCCGUAGCGUCUUGCAUUUUGCUCGUCCGCAAUACAGUGUUUCCAGAUGUUUCAGUGUGGAUCAGCAACUUUUUGAAAAGUGAUUGAAUACGAAAGUGUGGACACGAGGGGGGUUUAAGGCAUUCCAAAUGUAUCCGGGUAACCUUUGUUUUAUCAUUUGUCUAAUUUAUAUAUUUUGGAAAACCGAAUAUGGUGAUAGUAUGGAAACACAUUUUUCAAUACUAAGUGCCCCGAAAUCCAUACUUGUACAAAACCUGUAGAAACCCUGUAUAUAAUCUUCAGUUGACUCGCAAUUCUUUUUAACACUUAUAUCAGCUCAGAUUUGUUUGGAGGAGAUUUAAUUAUCAUUUUAAACAAUUACAACAAACUUAUUUAGAUUAAUUGUUUCUCGGAUGAAUUCGAAGAGAUUUGACACAUCAUCAGCUUUUAAGGCCACCAGAACCGGUUAUAUCUAUUAUCGAGUAACAGAUUUUUGGAGAACUGAUUACUAAAGUGUGUGUGAACCCUUAAAGCAUUAAAAAUAGAUAAAUGCAUCCUUAUCUAUUAUUUACAACCACAGUGGUGAGGUUCAUGCCAUCGGUGCCUCUGCAUGUCAUGAAGUCAGGCAGCAGGUUUGAGCAUACAGAAAUUCAAACUCUGAAAAAUCUGUUUUUUUUUUUUUUAGUUCUCAUUUUUAUCAGCAUUAGAUUUAUAUCCAUUUAUACCUUUGUUGAAGUAUGCCAGGGUUUCACCACUUGAUCUGUCCACUGUCUCUGUAUUGUCUGUUAUUUCCCUUUACAAGCAACACAAACAAUAAAGCGUGAGGAUGAAGCAGACGCGACAAUUUCCAAAAACAGGGAAAACAAAAGUUCCCGUUUUGCGUAUGGCUUUUGCACAGUCCAGAAUAUCAUCGGCACAAAAAAAAUCUCAUUGACGUUUAAAUCCGAGGCAUUUCAAUUCGCCCUCGAUGAAUUGACCUGCACUAGUUUUUCUCCUGUAGCUUCUUAGUGCACUAGUGUGUGUUUGUUAAAUGCCUUUAAGAAAAGAAAAAAACGGCUGUGUGGAAUCGACAGCCGGAAGCAAGGGUUGGGAUUUCCGUCAUCGUAGCUGUACGUGUUGUCGUGAAAUACAUUGUGUUUGAUGAAAUUGUGUGUCGGAGCGAAAGCUGAAAGAAGUUUUGACAUGGUGCUAAACACUGUACAGAGCUAGAAAUAUACACACUUUUAUCUUUUCUAAUGUGAUUUGAACAUGUCCUGUCUCUAGACCAAUAAUUAAAAGGUGCUUCUUUGAAA